Messenger RNA from Trametes versicolor FP-101664 SS1, 1316 nucleotides. RefSeq names its product CoA-transferase family III. The transcript has 8 exons. Gene Ontology annotation, molecular function: catalytic activity. Lineage: Eukaryota; Fungi; Basidiomycota; Agaricomycetes; Polyporales; Polyporaceae. The record is from RefSeq and is a predicted model, not a curated record. The coding region runs from base 96 to 1316 and encodes 406 amino acids.
CUAAACUACUUUCCUCCCGAACCUCGUCCAGCGAAGUUUAACGAAAACCCGGAUCCCUAGUCGCCAGGUUUACUUGUUACAGAACUAACCACACGAUGCCAGCGUCACCUAGUAAACAUGGUCUUCCUCUGAGUGGCAUUAAAGUAGUCGAGUUUGCCGGUCUUGCGCCGGGCCCGAUGGCGGGUAUGAUCCUGGCCGAUUUCGGGGCGGACGUCAUCCGCAUCGACCGACCGGGCGCAGCGACCGCGCCUACCCCAGACGUGCUUGGGCGGGGCAAGCGGUCCAUCGCUGUCGACCCGAAGACGCGGAGCGGGUACGGGGUCGUGCGGAAACUCGUUGAGCAGGCAGACGUGCUCAUCGACCCGUUCCGCCCGGGUGUGCUGGAACGACUGGGCCUCGGUCCCGAGGUGUUUCUUGAUGAGAGCAAGGGGACGAAUGCGCGGCUGAUAUACGCGCGUUUGGUGGGGUUCCCUCGCACAGGUCCGCAUAAAGACAUGGCCGGACAUGAUCUCAACUACCUUGCGCUCAGUGGCGUUCUUUCGAUGCUGCCGGGGGCGGGGAUGCCGGAAUUCCCUCUAAACAUUCUCGCAGACUUUGCGGGGGGCGGAGUAAUGUGCGCACUAGGGAUCCUCCUCGCAAUUGUGGAACGCACCAAGAGCGGACGCGGUCAGAUCGUGAACACAGAUAUGGUAUCUGGGGUGCGCUACUUGGCAAGCUUUCCACUUCUUCUGGCCCAGCUACGGUCUCCUCUUUUCGGGCCGGGUAGAGGGAAUGGUCUCCUUGACGGCGGAGCUCCCUUCUACAACGUGUACACAUGCGCCGACGGAAGGUGGAUGUCCGUCGGAUGUCUGGAGCCUCAGUUCUUCAAGGCAUUCUUGAAACGCUUCCUGGGUGCUCUUCCUCCUGGUUUCGCGCUGGAGGACGGAUGGCGGCCGUCCGAGACGGACCAGCACGACACAGAUUCGUGGCCCCGCAUGAAGACAUUCAUGGAGCGAGGAUUCGCGCUGCACCCGCGAGACUACUGGGGGAAGGUAUUCGAUGCCAGCGACGCGUGCGCGGUGCCCGUCUUGUCCGCGGACGAGGCGGCGGCGCUGGCAGCGGGCUCGUCGUCGCACGGAGGCGCUGUGCCGAGCCCGCACCCGAAGCUGGAACGCACGCCCGUGGACGCGCCGCUGCCUGCGCCGGCCGACGCGAUAAUUCCGCGGGGGGCGCACACGGAGGAGAUCCUGAGGGAGCUUGGGUUGGACGACGGGGCAAGGGAGGCGCUGCGGCGCUUGGGCGCGCUGGAAAAUCAGCCCACUGUUCCGAAAUUGUAA